AGGGGCGCGGGGCGUGGAGGGCGUGGGCCGGGGGCGGGGCGAGCCCCGCAGACUGGGUGCUCGGGAGCUGUCAGUGUCAGGCUCGGGAGAGAGAGGAAGUGAUCGCUCCCGGAGGAGCGCGAGCCGAGCGGCCGGCGCAGCGUGAGACAGCACAUCCUGCCCGCGCCGGGCCCGCCGCCCUACGGUCGGCCCGCGCCGCCGCAGCCCGGGAGCCGCCUCCGCGCUCCGGAGCCCAGUGCCGCCGCUGCAGAGCGCAUCCAGGAAACCAACAUGUCUGACAAAAGUGACUUAAAAGCUGAGCUUGAGCGCAAAAAGCAGCGCUUAGCACAGAUAAGAGAAGAGAAGAAACGGAAAGAAGAGGAGAGGAAAAAGAAAGAGGCAGAUCUGCAGCAGAAGAAAGAACCUGUUCAAGAUGACUCUGAUCUGGAUCGAAAACGACGGGAGACGGAGGCUUUGCUCCAAAGCAUUGGUAUUUCGCCGGAGCCCCCUCUAGUCCCAACCCCUAUGUCUCCCUCCUCGAAAUCAGUGAGCACCCCCAGUGAAGCUGGAAGCCAAGACUCAGGCGACCUGGGGCCACUAACAAGRAGAAGACUGCAUAAGCUGGGCGUGUCGAAGGUCACCCAGGUGGAUUUCCUGCCCAGGGAAGUAGUGUCCUACUCCAAGGAGACGCAGACCCCUCUUGCCACACAUCAGUCUGAAGAGGAUGAGGAAGAUGAGGAAAUGGUGGAACCCAAAGUUGGCCAUGAUUCAGAGCUGGAAAAUCAAGACAAAAAGCAGGAAGUGAAGGAAGCCCCUCCAAGGGAGCUGACAGAGGAAGAAAAGCAGCAGAUCCUGCAUUCAGAGGAAUUCCUCAUCUUUUUUGAUCGAACAAUACGGGUCAUUGAAAGAGCCUUGGCUGAAGACUCUGACAUCUUUUUUGACUACAGUGGUCGAGAGUUAGAAGAAAAAGAUGGGGAUGUUCAGGCUGGAGCCAAUCUAUCUUUUAAUCGUCAGUUCUACGAUGAGCAUUGGUCCAAGCAUCGAGUGGUCACUUGUAUGGACUGGUCUCUUCAGUACCCUGAGCUGAUGGUCGCUUCUUACAACAAUAAUGAAGAUGCUCCCCAUGAACCAGAUGGAGUGGCCUUGGUUUGGAACAUGAAGUUUAAGAAAACCACACCAGAAUAUGUCUUCCACUGUCAGUCCUCUGUCAUGUCGGUCUGCUUCGCCCGUUUCCAUCCUAAUUUGGUGGUUGGUGGGACUUAUUCGGGCCAGAUUGUUCUCUGGGACAAUCGCAGCCAUCGAAGGACGCCUGUGCAGCGGACACCUUUGUCAGCUGCAGCACACACGCAUCCCGUGUACUGUGUAAAUGUCGUUGGCACCCAGAAUGCUCAUAACCUCAUCACUGUCUCCACCGACGGUAAGAUGUGUUCCUGGAGCCUCGACAUGCUCUCAACUCCGCAGGAGAGCAUGGAGCUGGUGUACAACAAGUCCAAGCCCGUCGCUGUUACUGGAAUGGCUUUCCCGACGGGAGACGUCAAUAACUUCGUGGUUGGCAGUGAGGAGGGUACAGUCUACACGGCUUGUCGUCAUGGAAGUAAAGCAGGCAUCGGUGAGGUCUUCGAAGGACACCAAGGGCCAGUGACAGGAAUUAACUGCCACAUGGCAGUGGGCCCAAUAGACUUUUCUCACCUGUUUGUCACGUCAUCAUUUGACUGGACUGUCAAACUGUGGACCACAAAGCACAACAAGCCGCUCUACUCCUUUGAAGACAAUGCAGACUAUGUGUACGAUGUCAUGUGGUCCCCCGUGCAUCCCGCGCUCUUUGCCUGCGUGGACGGGAUGGGGCGCUUGGACCUCUGGAACCUCAACAAUGACACCGAGGUUCCAACAGCAAGUGUGGCCAUUGAAGGGGCAUCUGCCCUGAACCGAGUCCGUUGGGCUCAAGGUGGCAAAGAAGUUGCCGUUGGGGACUCAGAAGGCCGUAUUUGGAUCUACGACGUGGGAGAGCUGGCAGUUCCCCACAAUGAUGAAUGGACGAGAUUCGCCAGGACCCUGGUGGAGAUUCGCGCUAACAGAGCUGAUAGCGAGGAGGAAGGCGCUGUUGAGUUAUCUGCCUAAUGGGUUUGAGCCGGCUUCAGCGCAUCCGUUUCCCCUGCUAGAGAGUUCAGCAUCUGCAGUCAAGCCCAUUGUACUGUAUCCGUGUCCAUUCAGUAUCAGUAUUGCUGUGAUAUUUUGGGUGCCAUAUUGUGCCAGCUUUGCUCCAAGUAUUCCAAAUGUAUCCCACCAUGAUUUCCACUGACCUGAAAUUCACCAGAGCAUUUCUACCUUUAUAUUUCUGUCUCAAAAAUGAAGGGGGUGAGGGAUCUUUACGGGUUUAGUUGUUGCCUUUUAACUACUUAGUAGCUGUAUUUAAUAGCUGGAAACCUCUGGUUAAAUUUGUGCUUACAUGCACUUCUGGCAUAGUCCUAUUAAAUCCAUAUGAAGCCAGAUAUGAUUGGGUGCAGAUGUGGUGUGCCUCAUGAUAUGGUACAGGGCCAAAGACUUGAGAUGUGGUGUUUUACAUGGUGACUCACAUUAUGAAUGGAUUUACUAGAAGAACAUUGCUGCUCCUUAUUUAUUGUAGUGUGCUGCAUGGAACAUAUUUAUUUGAAAGCAUUAAAAUAAACGAUCCUAGAGCAUGUGCAUAAUGAGAGGACUGUAUUCUCUCUGCUGCUGUUGAGGUUACAUUAAGUUCCAAAUAACAAUUACAGUAUGCCAGUUCCACUGAAAACACGAAGUCUUUAGAGGUUUGUUGUAGUGAACGGAAUGGAUUUUAAUGCCUAUUAUUUCUAGGUACUUUAACAAUAUUUCAAAUAUAGUUGACCAUUGAUACUUGUCAUUCAAGCUAAUACAGUCCAACAAAAGUCUGUGGUUCCUAAAUAUGACAUCAGUAUUGCCAAUAAAAUGUUCUAAA
Molecule: messenger RNA, 2932 nt
Organism: Urocitellus parryii (Arctic ground squirrel)
Lineage: Eukaryota; Metazoa; Chordata; Mammalia; Rodentia; Sciuridae
Source: RefSeq, a predicted model, not a curated record